Coregonus clupeaformis (lake whitefish) is the source of this 2312-nucleotide messenger RNA. Its product is annotated as protein prenyltransferase alpha subunit repeat-containing protein 1. Gene Ontology annotation, molecular function: protein prenyltransferase activity. The record is from RefSeq and is a predicted model, not a curated record. NCBI's taxonomy places the organism in Eukaryota, Metazoa, Chordata, Actinopteri, Salmoniformes, Salmonidae. Gene Ontology annotation, biological process: protein prenylation. The transcript has 7 exons. Gene Ontology annotation, cellular component: cytoplasm. Bases 63 to 1502 code for a protein of 479 amino acids.
UGUUCAUUUUUAAUGACCCGGAUGAAAUUGAGAUAAUUCGUUGACGUCAUCAGUGCACAAAAAUGGCAGAGUCGGAGAACGAGGUGGAGGUGUUGGUCCAGAGAGUUGUAAAAGAUAUCAAUAACGCCUUCAAGAGAAACCCCAAUAUUGAUGAGAUAGGUCUGAUCCCGUGUCCAGAGGUCAGGUAUAACCGCAGCCCCAUCAUGCUGGUAGAGAACAAGCUGGGGGUGGAGAGCUGGUGUGUCAACUUCCUGCUCCCCUACGUCCACAACAAGCUAGUGCUCUACAGGCAGCGCAAACAGUGGCUGGACAGGGAAGCUCUGGUAGACAUCACCUGCACUCUGCUGCUGCUCAACCCAGACUUCACCACUGCUUGGAAUGUCAGGAAGGAACUGCUGCAAUGUGGAGCACUGAGUCCAGAGAGAGACCUGUACCUGGGAAAACUGGCCCUCACCAAGUUCCCCAAGAGCCCUGAGACAUGGAUACACAGGCGCUGGAUACUACAGCAGGUGUUACGGGAGUGUUCUCCCCCCGUGCCGGACAGGAAGGAGCAGGGGGACGGUGAUCGGCGUGACGCAGCAGAUCGGAUGCGUCUGAGUGAGCACCUCCACAGGGUCCUACACGACGAGAUGAAGGUGUGUGCCGACGCCGCCGGCCGUUACCCUAGCAACUACAAUGCCUGGUCGCACCGUAUUUGGGUCCUGCAGAACAUGGCCCCGGGCAACCUCAAGGUCCUCCAUGACGAGCUCUCCUCUAUGCGUCAGUGGGUCUCCAUGCACGUGUCGGACCACAGUGGCUUCCACUACCGCCAGUUCCUGCUCAAGGCCCUGGUCAGGGAGCUCAGCCAGUCCCUGUCCUCCUCCUCUCCCCAGCACUACCAUCCUCAGCCCAGCUCUAACCCUAGCCACAGCCCCCACACAGCCAACCCCCACCACCAGGCCAACGGAGAGGCCACAGCAGCAGCCCCCUGCCCCUCUCCCCCCUCCCCAGAGGACCUGGCUUCGGUGCCGGCAGUGCCCCAGCUCUUCCACCAGGAGGUGGAACUAUGUACUGACCUCAUCAAGUCCUUCCCCGGACACGAGACACUCUGGUGUCACAGGCGACUCGUCUUCUAUCUGUGGCACAACUGGAGGAGGGACCACGACCACCACAACGGCCAGGGCUUUGACAGCGAGUCUCCCCAGCCGAACCACACCGACACUGGGCUGAGCAGCCACCCUCACACAGCCUGCCCUGGAGGUGUGCGUCUAGACAGGGUGCAGCGCAGGAACGGACAGGCUCGGCAGGGUCAGGAUGCCAUGGAGGUGGACGUGGUGGAUGUCGGUGUCCCGGACCCCCGCGACACCAAGCGUCUGAAGAGGGGUCCCCCUGGCCCCUGUCCCCCUGCUCUGCCCUCAGAGCACAGCUUCGUAGCCAGUGUCCUGGACGGCUGCCGCUCCCCCGAGCAGGGACGCUUCGCCCUCGCAUACAGGAAGUGGCUGGACUCUGUGAUUGGUCAGUGAGAUAUAGACUGACUCGGUCAUUGGUCAGUGAGAGGAAACACUUCCUGUUCCAUUAGGGCGAGAACUGCUAAAAACUGUCCCUAGAUCAGCGUCUAGUGGCUGGUCAAUUCAUGCUAUUCUUCAAGACUCGGGAAGGGGGCUGGGGGUCUCUGAUAGGUCAAGUUAUUUGUGGCCCCUCCCACCCUCCUGGAAAUGGCUGGACUCUGAUUCAUCUGCAGAGCUUUGUCUGAGCCAAUCCCCCUUCAGAAUGGAAAUCUGAGAAGGGCUCUGCUCUGGCAGAGUAUGGCUCCUUGGCCUGUGUGUCGGUUAGCAGCCUUAUUUCAGGUCUCUCUCAAUGUUAGGGACCUAGAACAACCAUUCUGUCAGUCGUUUUAGUUUUUUCACUUAUGAGAUUCAUUCAUCAUGUGACCUUCAUCAUUCCUUUUGUCUUCCACCAACUGUAGCAGAAUAGCCUAUGUGAAGCUGCCAUGGUUAUAGGUUAUCCAUCAGUCAUCUUGUCGGUAUCUAGUCAGUUCUGCAGAAUUAAACUACUGACCACUGUGAGAUGAGCAGUGCAGCAAAUUAUUAAUUGUCAGCAUACAAAAACAAAGAACGAAAAACUAGCCAUAGUGCCCUGGUCAAAAGUAGUGCACUAUAUAGGGAAUAGGGUGACAUUUGGGACCAAAAGUAGUGCACUAUAUAGGGAAUAGGGUGCCAUUAGUCUGUUUUGUUUCUCCCUCUUAGUGGUACUUACUCUUUAGUGAUACCUGGGAUUGUAUUCACAAAGUGUUAUACACUGCUCAAAAAAAUAAAGGGAACACUUAAACAACA